Messenger RNA from Anopheles cruzii, 2856 nucleotides. Its product is annotated as spermine oxidase. Lineage: Eukaryota; Metazoa; Arthropoda; Insecta; Diptera; Culicidae. Gene Ontology annotation, molecular function: polyamine oxidase activity. The transcript is spliced from 3 exons. The record is from RefSeq and is a predicted model, not a curated record. Bases 1 to 1728 code for a protein of 575 amino acids.
AUGAGCAGUGCUACUGAUGGCACGGUGCAAACGGCACCGGCACCGGCACCGGCAUCGAACGAGCGACGUAAACACAAAGUGAUCAUAGUAGGCGCGGGGAUGGCCGGUCUAUCGUCGGCCAACCACCUGACGAAGAACGGCUGCUCAGAUUUUCUAAUCCUCGAGGGGCGCAAUCGUGUUGGUGGUCGGAUCGUGUCCAUCGACAUGGGCAUGCAGAAGAUUGAACUUGGCGCUAACUGGAUCCACGGUGUGCUGGGGAAUCCGAUGUUCGAGCUUGCCAUGCAGCACGGCCUGGUGAGCAUCAUCAACAUCCCGAAACCGCACAAAGUGGUCGCAGCGACCGAGGACGGCAAGCAGGUUCCGUUUCAGGUGUUGCAGGAAAUCUACGAGGCGUACGUUUGCUUCCUGCGGCGCUGCGAAGAGUACUUCCUGUGUCAGUACCUGCCGCCACCGGACAUACACAGCGUCGGCGAACACAUCAAGCUCGAAGUGGAUCUGUAUCUGAAUGGGAUCGAGUGUCAGAAAGAGAAGCGGCUAAGGCAGCUGAUCUUCGAGUGUCUGCUGAAGCGAGAAACGUGCAUCACCGGGUGCCAUAACAUGGACGAGAUCGAUCUGCUCGAACUCGGCAGUUACACGGAACUGCAGGGUGGAAACAUUGUCCUCCCGUCCGGCUACAGUUCGAUCCUGAAGCCACUGUGCGAAAAUCUGCCCGCGGAAAACUUCCAACUCUCGUGUCCGGUACGGAGAAUAUAUUGGAAACGGAAAGCGGCACGUCGCGCAGGGCCACUCAGUGCGACUGACACGAUCCUUGAGGAGGAUGAAGAUGGAGACGAGUCGGAUGACUCUGAUCGGACCGUCACGGAGGUACCGGUCGAAGGUGGAUCCGCUAGCAACCCAGGGGCCGAUUCAUUGGCGCACAAACUGAAAACCUCUACCGCGAACGUGCUGGUGGAGUGUGAAGAUGGCACCGUGUACGAGGCCGACCAUGUGGUCUGCACUCUUCCCUUGGGGGUGCUAAAGGAGCACAGCGAAUCCCUGUUCGUGCCGGCACUUCCCCAGUAUAAACUGGAGUCGAUCGACAGCCUCCUGUUCGGUACAGUUGACAAGAUAUUUCUGGAGUACGAUCGACCGUUUCUCAACGCAACCAUCACCGAAAUCAUGUUUCUGUGGGAUCAGGAACCAUCGGAUGCAAAAACGGAACCAUCGUCGGACGACGAUCCGGCACAACGGUUGAAGGAGCAGUGGUACAAAAAGAUUUACUCUUUCUCGAAGGUGUCCGAUACGCUGCUGCUCGGGUGGAUAUCGGGCCAGGAAGCGGAGUAUAUGGAGACGCUGUCACACGAGACGGUCGCCGAACGGUGCACUGAGAUAUUGCGCCAAUUCCUAAAAGAUCCUUUCGUUCCGAAGCCAAAACGAUGCGUCUGCACCAGUUGGAAGCAGCAACCGUACAGUCGUGGCUCAUACUCCGCCAUCGCGGUCGGUGCCUCACAGGAUGAUAUCGAUAAUAUUGCACAGCCCCUCUACUCGAGCCCCCAUCAAUCGAAGCCCUCGGUAUUGUUCGCUGGCGAGCACACGCAUUCGAACUUCUACUCGACGGUGCAUGGGGCCUAUCUGAGCGGGCGAACCGCAGCCCAGAUUCUACUAACGCCUGAAUCUCCGCAGGAGAUCGUGAUAGAGUCGGACAGCAGUGAUCUUAGCUCGUGGAUUCAGGGCAUCGCGCUGGACUAGUUAGCCUCCAUUCCUUCCCGGCUGCUUAGUGUUACGGUUCAUCGUAGUUUGAGCUAGUUUUAAAUCAUCUGACACACCUGACCGCAACGAUCGAUAACGAACCUACAACACGAGGUUGCUUUACUGUUGCAAAACGGAAAACUUACCAAAAACCAAGCCAACAAACUCACUCACCAACUGUUCCCAUUGCAUAGCAGCGACUCCUGAACAGGGAUUUAUUUGUUAAUUAUUUAUAUUGAUUUCAUGGCUAGAAACGACCUUCUCUUAUAGCAGCAGCAAUGAAGGUGAUUAUUAGAGCGAUCGAUGCAUGCUGGGACUUAUUGGGAAAGGUUAGCUAAAAGAGAAAACUAUCGUCCUUUCAUCAUAUGGAAAAAGGCUUUUGUGAUGGGAAUGAGACUCACACGCGACAUCUAUGCGCACACAAGCACAUUGGGCGUAGCAUAUUCUCCUGAUUUCCUGAAAGGUAAUGAAACGGCCAACAAUCAAAUCAAGCGACAGUUUUAGGUAUUGGAUAAUAAGUGAUAACGUAUUGUAAGAAUCGUCGAAAACGAAAGGGGGAGACACCAGUGACGCGACUCGUAUUGUGGAGCCUCGCAAGCUCCGAAAGACACCCAAUCGCCGUUAAGUAUUUAUUCCUGGCAGACGCAGAUGCGUAGCUUCUUUUUUUUGUCUGGUUGAUAUUCGUUAGGUAAUUAUAUGUUCUUCGAGUUUUGUGUUAAUUCUAGUCUUCGAAGGCGAAGAACCGCUUUGCACCAUUAGUAGUGUUCAAGAUUGUGGAAUAGGACGAUGGGCGACGCCUCAGUUUAAGCAGCCAACAGUAACGGAACACACAGUCUCCACAGCUUUGCUUGCGUAUCAGUUUACCAAUAGAAAUUGCAUUUUCGUUACACAUUCAACUGCAAAGCGCUUGUAAAGAUAAGAUAAUCUUGAAAACAAGAAGGUUCACCCGGUGCAAUAACGGAUGCUUGGAUCAUUAAUUGUACGAAAGAUGAUAUUCAUUUUUAUUAAGGAAAUUCCUAGCAAAUUCUACGAUUAGCAGUUCAAGAUUAGGCAAAAGUAUUGUCACAAUGAUUUUGUUCAAUUAUUCCUCGGGGUUUGCGAUAAAUUACACGGAUGAGUGAUAUGAAG